Molecule: messenger RNA, 1632 nt
Organism: Recurvomyces mirabilis
Lineage: Eukaryota; Fungi; Ascomycota; Dothideomycetes; Mycosphaerellales; Teratosphaeriaceae
Exons: 4
Coding region: 1-1632 (543 amino acids)
Source: RefSeq, a predicted model, not a curated record
AUGGUGGCAAGGACGUUGAAACUGCUGUUUGCUGGCACGUUACCAAAUGAGUCGGAAGAAGCGAGUGGCAAUGACGACACUCCGACAAAUGUCUUCGACGAUUCGGAUGCGAAAGAAGACGUCUAUUACGAGAACCCACAGACGGGCGAACACAGCAUCCUGAAGCGCGCUCAUUCCCCUUCUACUAGCCAUCGUCCUACCAAAGGUACUCGAGUCCAAGGUGGCAAAGCUGCCGUGCCCAAGCGCAUCCUUGCCGACUACGACUCUGAUGACGGUCGUAUUAUUCAUCUGAAGCAACAAGGCUUUUCUGAUGAGUACGUUGCCCAGAGUUUGAUUCAAGAGGGCCGUAUUCGUUACGUACCCAAGACCGUGGGCAGUCGCUGGUUGCGCCUGCGUAAAGCGCUUGAGAAGGCUGAGGAGGAGCGACUUGACGAUGAGCUAAGCGAUUGGCAUGCGGGAGAAGAUGCGAAACUCGAAGCAAGCUUCGCGCUCAUCGAGAAGAACUAUCAAGACGAGAUGGGAAGAAUCACAGAGAAGAAGUGGAAGGCAGUCGCCGACGACUUGGCACUACGUAUGGGUACCAAGAAGAAGUACACACAUACCGCAUGUCGUGAGCGCCAUCACGGCCUAGAGAGUGGGGAGGCGCUGCUCCCAAUCGAGAUCGACCAGGACCAGGAGGGUCGUCGUGUCCUUCGUGAAACCCGCAUCGCUGCAGCGAAGCAACGCCAAAUCGACGAGGCAGCUGAACAGCAGCGUUUAGAGGACGAGAAAAAGGCAAAAUCGGAGGCGAAGAAAGUGAUGCUUCAGGAGAAGGAGGACCUUCGGGUCGCUGCUCAGCUUCGGAAGAUGGCCAACAAUGCGGAGCAGGCCCAGUUGCGGGCCGAGCGCAAUGCUGAGAAGGAGCGUAUGACUGUUCAAAAACGCAUUGCGCAAGAGAAGCUUGCGAGACAGAUCGACUGGGCUAAAGCGCAGAAGGUCGCCGAGAAAGCGAUCCUCAAGCAAUUCGGCUUGAAGGUCAAGGCUACUCAGGCUAAGAAGACUGUGAAAGGCAAAGGUAGUCGGAAGCGUCGUGCAAGCUCUCUUGACGACGGUUCUGAUGGAAGUGAUGCGGACGAUGAGAAGACCAUGGUCACUUUCGACGAUGGCGAUGUUGAGGCUAGUGCUCAUGAGGAUUACGAUGAAGAUGUGGUGGAUGACUACCACAGCAUGCUCGGCGACGACAUCGCCGAUGUGCGCGACCUGACGCCUAUCCCUAAGCCGCCUCAGCCGCUUCAUGUUGCAGUCACUCGCAACACCCUAGAAGACCCUCGCAGCAUCAUGACUCUGAAUGAGCUUGACGUUCUGCUCACUACACGCAAGAUGCCGGCUCGCACAGCUGCCGAAAGCCAACCCCAGAUUGUUGCGCGUGUUUGCGCUGCCGAUGAGGCCCUCAGUACCACAGAGCAAUUCGAGCUGCUGCAGAGCUAUCUCGAAAGCAAGAAAGGUAGCAAGGCCGCACGUCUACACCGUAUUGCUACCUACGAGGCGAAGGCCGGCGUUGCAGCGCUGCAGGGCAUCAAGGCAACAGAUCCCGAGUUCAAGCGCAGCUAUGAAGGCUAUAAGGGGCAAUAUGCCAGCUUAUUGGAGGAGUGA